AUGGUGAAACUUAGUCUAGCAUCUAAAUAUAUAUAUCCCAAUGAUAUGUGUGAAUUAAUAAGAACUGUAACCGAUAUUAUUGAAAAGAAACAUGAUGUAGAAGUAGAUAAAAAACAAUUAUGGGAUAUCAUUAAUAAUAUUUAUGAUCAAUGGAUAAACGUUUCUGAAAUAGAAAAAGAAGAAGACAAAAAAGAUUAUUAUAAAUUAAUAUCUUUUUUUACGUUACUUUUAUCUACUAACUGGUUUAAUGAAGAUCAAAAUGAGUUGGAAUAUCUUGUAAAUGAAAUUUAUUUUGCUCAUAUGGGUUUAGCACAAUCAUAUCCAGAGGAGGAACUUACCAGAGCAAUAGAAAAUUCCCUAGGUGCCGAAGUAAAAAAGUGCAUAAUUAAUAAGAACGAUUUAAGUGUAGAAUUUAUAAAAGGAGAUUAUGGAGAUGGUAUUUUUGAUGGCAAAAUUGUACUAGACGUAAAUGCUGGUUUAUUUUUGCACACACAAAAGGAUGUUUUGCAAUAUACAGGGAAAUUACCUGUUGAUGCGUAUGAAAUUGAACUAGCUAUUAGUUCAUUUGAUUGGAAACAACGAGACGAAAAAAAAAAAGAAUAG
Plasmodium reichenowi is the source of this 603-nucleotide messenger RNA. RefSeq lists its product as hypothetical. Bases 1 to 603 code for a protein of 200 amino acids. The record is from RefSeq and is a predicted model, not a curated record. The transcript is spliced from 2 exons. NCBI's taxonomy places the organism in Eukaryota, Apicomplexa, Aconoidasida, Haemosporida, Plasmodiidae.